Thermothelomyces thermophilus ATCC 42464 is the source of this 726-nucleotide messenger RNA. RefSeq lists its product as uncharacterized. The coding region runs from base 396 to 623 and encodes 75 amino acids. Lineage: Eukaryota; Fungi; Ascomycota; Sordariomycetes; Sordariales; Chaetomiaceae. The record is from RefSeq and is a predicted model, not a curated record. The transcript has a single exon.
UGGUAACUAAUUGCCCGUGGUAAUUCCAUUCACAGCACUUUCCCCACCCGAGUUCUAAGUCACAAGAAGAAUAACCCGUAAAACACGCCGCCCAAAACACGGCAGCGUGUGCGAAACACUGCCGACCACGGUCACGUUUGGAUGACAGUCAGGCGACACAGCCACCAGUUCUGAUCACCCCAAGGGUCUCUUGUACAUAGUUAGGCUGGCUGGCGGCGAAGCCGGUGCAAUCAACUGCCUCGCUUCUCUUGCGGCCCCUUCCCCCCUUUCCCCUCCCUCCCCAGCGACACGUGCGAAACUGCACAUCAGGAAGAGCAUUGCUCGCUCAUGGACGGCCUGCCAUUGGUCAUUGCCCACAUUGCACAUUGCCUCGUACCUCCCGAAACGGAGCGGCGAUGGUGAUGGCGCCAACGCGAAACAGACGGCUCGCGCGACCGGCCAUUGCUACCCUCUCGCGAAAAUGGCAGUUUGCCGUCGAGCCCUUGGUCUUCCGCGCCGUGCGCAUCAAGAGCAUCGAGCUCGACGAGAGUUCGCGUCCGUCUUCUCGGCAUCCCAUCCCAGCCACGCCGCCGAAGCUUGUUGAAGAGCCUCGGGUUGGACGUUGUUGUGCUCCCGGCGCAUAGCGAUGCCGAUUGUGGCCGCUAUGAGUCCAAUCAAGACCGUCACCGGCUUGUUUGACAUUUUCUUUCCGGCUGGGGCUCCGACCUCUCCAUUUGGCUUCUUCCA